Messenger RNA from Lolium rigidum, 1507 nucleotides. RefSeq names its product galactinol synthase 2-like. The record is from RefSeq and is a predicted model, not a curated record. The transcript is spliced from 2 exons. Lineage: Eukaryota; Viridiplantae; Streptophyta; Magnoliopsida; Poales; Poaceae. Gene Ontology annotation, molecular function: glycosyltransferase activity. Bases 89 to 1171 code for a protein of 360 amino acids.
ACCAACAAACACACAAGCUAGGAUUCGAUUUAAACUCUCUCUCAUCCAUCCAUCGUUGCCAGCAAGAAGGAAGGAGAUCGGUAGAGCAAUGGCUCCGAUGGCGGUCAAGGGUGUUGCGGCGAAGAAGGCGCAGGCUAAGGGAGCGUACGUGACGUUCCUUGCCGGCUCCGGCGACUACUGGAAGGGCGUGGUCGGCCUUGCCAAGGGCCUCCGUGCCGUCAAGUCGGUGUACCCGCUGGUGGUGGCCGUGCUCCCCGACGUCCCAGAGGAUCACCGCCGCACGCUGGUCGACCAGGGCUGCGUCGUCCGCGAGAUCGAGCCCGUGUACCCGCCAGAGAGCCAGACCCAAUUCGCCAUGGCCUACUACGUGAUCAACUACUCCAAGCUCCGCAUCUGGGAGUUUGUUGAGUAUGAGAAGAUGGUGUACCUGGACGCCGACAUCCAGGUGUUCGACAACAUCGACUACCUCUUCGACCUGGAGGCCGGCAGCUUCUACGCCGUCAAGGACUGCUUCUGCGAGAAGACAUGGAGCCACACGCCGCAGUACAAGAUCGGCUACUGCCAGCAGUGCCCCGACAGGGUUGCCUGGCCGGAGCACGACCUCGGAGUGCCACCGCCGCCGCUCUACUUCAACGCCGGCAUGUUCGUGCACGAGCCCAGCCUCGCCACCGCCAAGGCCCUCCUUAAGAAACUCGUCGUCACCGAUCCGACCCCCUUUGCUGAGCAGGACUUCCUGAACAUGUUCUUCAGGGACGUGUACAAGCCCAUCUCGAACGUGCAUAACCUGGUGCUGGCCAUGCUGUGGAGGCACCCCGAGAACGUCGAGCUCGGGAAGGUCAAGGCCGUGCACUACUGCGCUGCGGUAAUUUACGUCUUCGUACAAUCCGCCAUGAUUUUUUCUCUGUCGGUUCUUCAGUUUUAUGAUUAUGAUCAUUGUUUCCACUGUGCGUACGUGCAGGGCUCGAAGCCAUGGAGGUUCACGGGCAAGGAGGCGAACAUGGACCGUGAAGACAUCAAGAUGCUGGUGAAGAAGUGGUGGAACAUCUACGACGACGAGAGCCUAAACUUCAAGGGAGACGUCGCCGGCGAGGUCACCGUCACCGACCCGCUUGGUGCGGCUCUGUCCGAGGCCCUCGCCGUCAAGUACUUCCCAGCGCCCUCAGCCGCAUAGGCUCGUUGCUGCGUUCAUGCCGGCGUUGAAGUACACUGCUUGUUGGCGCUCAAUCAGGCGUCAUAAUUCAGAUUAGAAUCUACUGCAAUUAGGGAUUUCGCCGAAAGGAAAUAAUAUGUAUUAUCGAUAAAUGAUCGGUCUACACGGUUUUGGUGUUGUAGAUCUACGAUCAGUAUAUCAGUUUAUUUUUGUUUGCAAGACUAGGACAAGUUUGUAAAUACGUACAGGCAUGCACACGGUUGGUCUAACACUAUGGAGAUCUACCUACCUGCUGCGUACGUACUUGUAAGUUCGAAACAUUUUGGAACCUAGUAUAAUAAGAUUAUUUUUCCCCUA